AUGACCCGACCUCCAGGUUUCGCUUCCCUUCCCUCCGUCUUUUCUCCCAUACUGCUUGCCCCUCCACUCCAGCUGGGUGGAGCACGGCCCCAUGGUCAUCCUCUCCACAGGUCGUCAGUGCAUGGAGGGAGCCAUGGCAGCAAAGAGCCGCACAGUGCUGCAGAGAUUUGGGUGGAGCACGACCCCAUGGUCAUCCUUUCCACGGUCCGCCAGUGCAUGGAGGGAGCCCUGGCAGCAGCGCGGAGCAAGGGAGUGGAUGUUGGCCCUGACGCGGUCAGGGCGGUGGGGCUGACCAAUCAGAGGGAGACAACUGUAGUGUGGCGCAGGAGCACGGGGAUGCCUCUUUAUAACGCUAUAGUGUGGAUGGAUGUGCGCACGAGCGCCCUGUGCCAGCGAUUGGAGCAGCAGCUUUCAGGUGGACGGGACGAGUGGAGGGGCGUGACGGGGCUCCCUCUAAGCACCUACUUCAGCGCCCUCAAGCUGACGUGGCUGCUGGAGGAGGUGCCAGCUGUCAGGCAGGCAGUGGAGGAAGGUGAUGCGCUGUUUGGCACCAUUGACACGUGGCUCAUCUGGAACCUGACAGGUGGUGCAUGCCAUGUGACGGACAGCAGCAACGCCUCCCGCACUCUGCUCAUGGACCUCAGGGCGCUGCAGUGGAGCCAACCCGUUCUAGAGGCUCUCAACAUUCCGACAAGCAUCCUCCCCAGCAUCAUUUCCAGUGCUGAGCACAUCGCCCCUAUAGCGUCCUCCUGGCCACUAGCAGGGGUGCCGCUUUCGGGCUGUCUGGGGGAUCAACAUGCUGCCAUGUUGGGGCAGCGGUGCUCCCAGGGGCAGGCUAAAGCCACCUUUGGCACGGGGUGCUUCAUGCUUCUCAACACAGGCCCGCAGGUGUGCACAUCUCAGCACGGCCUGCUCAGUACAGUGGCCUUCCAACUGGGGAGAAAGGAAGAGGGGAGAGGAAAGGAAGCCAGAUGGGAGGCAGGCGGAGUGGGCAGCAGAAGCAAAACAGAUGCAGCAGAAUGCACAGAAGAAGCUGGUACUUGCAUGGGCCGAAGUGCCAGUGGCGGCAGUGGCGGCAGCAGCAGUGGCGGCAGUGGCACGUGCUACUAUGCCUUGGAGGGCAGCAUAGCCAUAGCAGGCGCGGCGGUGCAGUGGCUGAGGGACAACCUCGGGAUCAUCGCCAGCACCAAGGACGUGGAGGCUCUGGCAGCCUCAGUGCCCCACACAGGGGGGGUGUACUUUGUUCCCGCCUUCAGUGGGCUGUUUGCACCUCGAUGGAGAGAGGACGCGAGGGGAGUGAUAGUGGGUCUGUCCCGCUUCACUACAAGAGCACACAUCGCCCGGGCCGUGCUGGAAGCCAUCGCGUGGCAGACUCGGGAGGUGCUAGAUGCAAUGCGGUCUGAUGCGGUGCACUCAGGAGCAGCAGGAGUUGGGAGCGCUGGCAGCAGCAGUGACACCAACAGGGAAGGCAGCGGGGAGGGCAGCAAGGAGCAGUUUGUGUUGAGAGUGGAUGGAGGGGCAUCAGUGAACAACCUACUCAUGCAGUUGCAGGCUGACUUCCUCGGAUGCCCCGUGCAGCGGCCAGCAGACAUCGAGACAACAGCGCUGGGAGCAGCACUCGCUGCAGGAAUAGGAGUGGGGCUGUGGAGUGAAGAGGAGGUGCUUGGGGGGGCAGUGGUGGGAGGUGACAGACAAACAGCAGAAGAAGGGGAGGCAGCGGACAGCGGGAGAGGGGUGGUGUUUCUGCCGUUGAUAACUUCGGAAGCAAGGGAGCAGAGGUUUGCGUCGUGGUGCAAAGCGGUGGAGCGAUCGCUUGGACUCUCUGAUCUUGUAUGA
Closterium sp. Naga37s-1 is the source of this 1836-nucleotide messenger RNA. Lineage: Eukaryota; Viridiplantae; Streptophyta; Zygnematophyceae; Desmidiales; Closteriaceae. The record is from the annotation of a GenBank genome assembly.